Orbicella faveolata is the source of this 4632-nucleotide messenger RNA. RefSeq names its product serine/threonine-protein kinase greatwall-like. Gene Ontology annotation, molecular function: protein serine/threonine kinase activity; ATP binding. Lineage: Eukaryota; Metazoa; Cnidaria; Anthozoa; Scleractinia; Merulinidae. Gene Ontology annotation, cellular component: nucleus. Gene Ontology annotation, biological process: peptidyl-serine phosphorylation; intracellular signal transduction. The record is from RefSeq and is a predicted model, not a curated record.
AUGAUUGUCUUUGAUUACGACGUUUGUCCAACGUUGAUCUUAGCGGCCAUCUUAGGGGAAGUGUUACGAUUCGCCAUGGGUGUAGAGAAAACCAGGCAGGUAUUUCUAGCUCGUAGAAGAGACAAAGACAAACAAUUUUAUGCUGUCAAGGUUGUCAAGAAGACGGACGUUGUUAAUAAAAAUAUGAUAGAACAAGUUGUAGCUGAAAGGGAUUGCCUGGCAAUUGCAAAGAGUCCUUAUAUUGUGAACUUAUUCUAUUCCUUUCAAUCAAAAGACAGAAUUUUUCUGGUCAUGGAGUACUUAAUUGGAGGAGACUGCAAAUCUUUGUUGCAUAACCUGGGAUAUUUUGAUGAGAACAUGUCAAGAAUUUAUAUAGCACAGGUUGUUCUGGCUUUGGAGUAUCUUCAUAAACAUGGCAUUAUUCACAGAGAUCUCAAACCAGACAACCUCCUAAUCUCCAAUGAAGGGAAAAUCAAGUUGACGGAUUUUGGAUUAUCAAGAUUGACUCUGGAUAAAAAGCCGAGCUUUAUUGAUGUCAUGAGUACGCCAUCUUUGAAUAAAGCUGACAAGACUGGGUCAAAUUUCUUCAGAACUCCAGGCCAAGUGCUAUCACUAACUUCAAAUUUCACAUUCUCCUUGUCUGCAGCGAGGCCAUCACAGAAAUCGAGGCUUAACAGCAGCUGUACAACAUUACACCAACACAUGGAAACCACACCCUUGAGGAAUGGCUCUUCAGUCAGUCGCACCGAAGGAUCCCCCGCAGGGGUAUUGGAACCACCUGGUGGUCAGACCCCUCUUGCUGCAACUGGAGCUCAGGGCACGAAAAAGCGAACCCAAUUCUGUCCCAAAGUCAGCCAAAGAACAUUUCACGUCGAUGACCCUCCUGAAACGCCUCUUGUACCCAAAUUGAUGGCACACAAAAAUGUCAGAAACAGAUCACCUGAAGAGGAGAAUCAAAUGCCAGCUUCAAAACGACCUCGACACACAGGUCUCACCGGUGAAAUAGAUGCGUUAACACUCAAAGGUCUACGAGGAGCCUCGGGAGACGAUUCAUCGAGGUGUCCGUUACAGGAGAUUAGCGCUUGUACACCACAGAGGCCUUUGGACAUAGCUGCUGCUCCGUUAUCGAUGGAUUCUGUAUCCUCUUAUGCACCUGUUUUGAGUUUGUCUGUCAGGCACAACAGCCCAAUGGAAUGUAAAUAUGAAAGCCCUCUCUCGAAGAGCAAUGAAGGGAGCCCGCCAAGCAGGCAGGAAUUUCUCACUCCGUCGAACCCUUCACCUUGUGCACCGUUAAGUCUUACAUUUUCCAGUCCUCGUGAACGAAGUGGGACCAUUCUCGAGUUUUUGAGCGAGAAAGGGCAAGUCACCCCUGCAAAGCAUGAGGGCUCGGAGACAGGACAAGCCAUCAGUACUUUAACACCUUUGACGUCUGUGACACGUAGAAUUGUGUCCCCCGAAGUGCCUUUUACUUCAGGCUAUGCUAGCGGAACGAAUAGCUCGUGUGAAGAAGAAAGUGCAAUCGACCGGGAAUCUCCGGAUAAAGCUUUAAGCGAGUUAUCUAUCGAAGAGAACAACGACCUAGUCAGAAGCGAGAAAUUGGCUCGCGCCUGUGAUUUUGCAGACAGAAUCCACAAUUUUGUUAGGCUGACCAGUGACAAAGCAGAUACAACUGGAAGUUCAGGCUUCAAUGAAAGCCACUGUGAUAACUGGCCAAGUCAAGAUCCAGGUGAAAAGAAAGAGAAAAUUCAGACUCCGAAUAAAGCGAAAAUUGAAAUUUCAGACGAAAUUAUGCAAACAGUUGGUUUGUUGAGAAGGCGUGAGAGUGGGAUCUCAUUACUCCCGCCUUCACCAAGUGUGGUCGACAAAAACGCGCAUCUUGAAACGAUUACUGCCGAUGUUGCGAAAGAAGCUGGUUUGUUAUCGCCAUUUGGCUUACCUUCGAAGGUUGGCCACGCCAUUCCCCGUGAAAGAAGCAUAACAAUUGAAUUCGAAGACAAAGAAGACGUGCGAGAAAUUAAAGUCGAACAAGCAGUGGCUAAAAAGUCUGCCGGAGGCGAGGUUUUUGUGAAUGGUCCUUCGAGUGACCAAAAGCACACUGUCGAGGAAGGGAAUUUAAAUCGCACGCCAGACUCGCAUAUGGACAUAAGCCUGCCCGUUGCUUCCAAUUCGCCCAUGGACGUCACGUUCAAAAGUUGCGCUAGUUCCAAAAGUACACCGGGUCCAAUGGAGGUGUCCCACCAGUGGCACCACACCUCAGCACCUCUCAUGCGUACCCCAUUUCGGACUCCGAAGUCGUGUAGACGAGGAAANGAGGGAGUUCAAUCGAUCGAUGGAACGCUUUCGGAGAACGCUAAGACGAAACAGAAAGAUCUCAAACCAGACAACCUCCUAAUCUCCAAUGAAGGGAAAAUCAAGUUGACGGAUUUUGGGUUAUCAAGAUUGACUCUGGAUAAAAAGCCGAGCUUUAUUGAUGUCAUGAGUACGCCAUCUUUGAAUAAAGCUGACAAGACUGGGUCAAAUUUCUUCAGAACUCCAGGCCAAGUGCUAUCACUAACUUCAAAUUUCACAUUCUCCUUGUCUGCAGCGAGGCCAUCACAGAAAUCGAGGCUUAACAGCAGCUGUACAACAUUACACCAACACAUGGAAACCACACCCUUGAGGAAUGGCUCUUCAGUCAGUCGCACCGAAGGAUCCCCCGCAGGGGUAUUGGAACCACCUGGUGGUCAGACCCCUCUUGCUGCAACUGGAGCUCAGGGCACGAAAAAGCGAACCCAAUUCUGUCCCAAAGUCAGCCAAAGAACAUUUCACGUCGAUGACCCUCCUGAAACGCCUCUUGUACCCAAAUUGAUGGCACACAAAAAUGUCAGAAACAGAUCACCUGAAGAGGAGAAUCAAAUGCCAGCUUCAAAACGACCUCGACACACAGGUCUCACCGGUGAAAUAGAUGCGUUAACACUCAAAGGUCUACGAGGAGCCUCGGGAGACGAUUCAUCGAGGUGUCCGUUACAGGAGAUUAGCGCUUGUACACCACAGAGGCCUUUGGACAUAGCUGCUGCUCCGUUAUCGAUGGAUUCUGUAUCCUCUUAUGCACCUGUUUUGAGUUUGUCUGUCAGGCACAACAGCCCAAUGGAAUGUAAAUAUGAAAGCCCUCUCUCGAAGAGCAAUGAAGGGAGCCCGCCAAGCAGGCAGGAAUUUCUCACUCCGUCGAACCCUUCACCUUGUGCACCGUUAAGUCUUACAUUUUCCAGUCCUCGUGAACGAAGUGGGACCAUUCUCGAGUUUUUGAGCGAGAAAGGGCAAGUCACCCCUGCAAAGCAUGAGGGCUCGGAGACAGGACAAGCCAUCAGUACUUUAACACCUUUGACGUCUGUGACACGUAGAAUUGUGUCCCCCGAAGUGCCUUUUACUUCAGGCUAUGCUAGCGGAACGAAUAGCUCGUGUGAAGAAGAAAGUGCAAUCGACCGGGAAUCUCCGGAUAAAGCUUUAAGCGAGUUAUCUAUCGAAGAGAACAACGACCUAGUCAGAAGCGAGAAAUUGGCUCGCGCCUGUGAUUUUGCAGACAGAAUCCACAAUUUUGUUAGGCUGACCAGUGACAAAGCAGAUACAACUGGAAGUUCAGGCUUCAAUGAAAGCCACUGUGAUAACUGGCCAAGUCAAGAUCCAGGUGAAAAGAAAGAGAAAAUUCAGACUCCGAAUAAAGCGAAAAUUGAAAUUUCAGACGAAAUUAUGCAAACAGUUGGUUUGUUGAGAAGGCGUGAGAGUGGGAUCUCAUUACUCCCGCCUUCACCAAGUGUGGUCGACAAAAACGCGCAUCUUGAAACGAUUACUGCCGAUGUUGCGAAAGAAGCUGGUUUGUUAUCGCCAUUUGGCUUACCUUCGAAGGUUGGCCACGCCAUUCCCCGUGAAAGAAGCAUAACAAUUGAAUUCGAAGACAAAGAAGACGUGCGAGAAAUUAAAGUCGAACAAGCAGUGGCUAAAAAGUCUGCCGGAGGCGAGGUUUUUGUGAAUGGUCCUUCGAGUGACCAAAAGCACACUGUCGAGGAAGGGAAUUUAAAUCGCACGCCAGACUCGCAUAUGGACAUAAGCCUGCCCGUUGCUUCCAAUUCGCCCAUGGACGUCACGUUCAAAAGUUGCGCUAGUUCCAAAAGUACACCGGGUCCAAUGGAGGUGUCCCACCAGUGGCACCACACCUCAGCACCUCUCAUGCGUACCCCAUUUCGGACUCCGAAGUCGUGUAGACGAGGAAAUCGACCUCCAUCCUCACCACCCAAGAAUAGAAUCCUGGGCACGCCUGACUACCUGGCGCCAGAAAUCCUGCUGGGAAACGAGCACACACCAGCAGUGGACUGGUGGUCCCUCGGGGUUUGUCUGUACGAGUUUCUAACAGGAGUGCCGCCGUUUAAUGAUGACACACCAGAACUUGUCUUCAGUCACAUCAUGGAGAGAGAGCUGCUGUGGCCCGAGGGAGAUGAGGCUUUGUCAGAACACGCUGUCGGAGCCGUAGAAAGUAUCCUCAUUCUUCAAGCAGAGCACAGACCAGGUGCAAAAGGUAUUGCCUUGGAAGGGGGACAUAAAAUGUAUUGAUUUCACGUCUAGACUUAGAGCCCAAUUUUCCCAUUAUAUUUCCAUCCC